This is a messenger RNA of Symbiodinium sp. CCMP2592, 393 nucleotides long. The record is from the annotation of a GenBank genome assembly. NCBI's taxonomy places the organism in Eukaryota, Dinophyceae, Suessiales, Symbiodiniaceae.
GUUGCGCUGUCGGGGCUGGGCACCAGCCUUUUUGAGCAGAAUCGAUUCACCGAGGCGGAACAGUACUUUCGAGCCGCGGCGAUGCUGGCUCCGGACCGCUCUCAGGUCCAUGAAAAUUUGGCCAUGGCCUUAGAGCAAGGCGGGCGCUUGGAAGAGGCGAUUGAAAGCCUCCGAAAGGCUUUGAGCCUUGCACCACACAACAUCCAGGUCCGAAACUUCCUCGGGGAGCUCUUGACCGAGGAGUUUCGCUUCAGGGAGGCCGAGGAUGUUUUCAGGGAUUCCUUGGCCAUCGAUCCGAAACGGCCAGACACCAACCGACAGUUGGGUGACGCUCUGCUGAUGCGCCAGGCGUACGAGGAGGCAGUCAUUUACUUGGCCAGAGCUGUAGAAGCA